GAUAAUCCUCUCACGCCAAAAUCUAUAAUUCGUUUAAACAAAUCCAAUUCCCAGGAUUAGGAGGAAAAGUGGAGAGAAAUAAAGAGGGAUUUCAUACGAAUUCAUCGGUCGUGAUUAUCGAUGAAAAGCCCUUGGAUCGUUGAGGAAUCGGUGAUCAACUCGGGGGAGGUGUAGAUGCAUGUCGCCGGAGUAACCUUGGAUCUGAAUUGGUUCCUUCAAUUCAUACUCACCGUCUUCAUAAUCGCCGUCGGAGUGCUUCACUUGGUCAAGAACACGGCGUCGAAGUACUUCGAAGUCGACGCCAAUUUCGAAGGAGGAGGAGGUGGAGCCCAUUCUGAUCGAACCCCAAUGCCGGGCGUGCUCGUCGACGAUUGCGCUUGCGUCGUUUGCGGCAAUUCCGGCCCUAAGCAGUGCUCUCGUUGCAAAGCCGUCCGUUACUGCUCGCAGAAGUGCCAACAAAAGCACUGGAAAUCUGGGCACCAGAAUGAUUGCAAGUUGGUUGUCCAAUCAUCUGGUAGUGUUAUCGCAGGGCAAAAUGCAUUGAGAAAUUCGCAAUUCAAGGCCUCUGGCUGCGGGGGUAAAACAUUUUCUGGAGUUGCACUGGUUCCAGCUCCUGGAAUAUUUAAACCCAUCAACAUCAAGCAGCCUAAAGAUAUUCUCUUUCCAUACGAUGAAUUUGUGAAACUUUUCAACUGGGACAAGCCAGGAUUCCCUCCUUGUGGACUUUUAAAUUGUGGAAACAGUUGCUUUGCCAAUGUGGUUCUACAAUGUCUUGCAUCCACUCGUCCACUUGUUGCCUACUUGUUGGAGAAAGGUCAUCGAACAGAAUGCAUUCGUAGUGAUUGGUGUUUCCUUUGUGAAUUCCAGACACAUCUUGAAAGAGCUAAUCAAAGUUCACAGCCCUUUUCUCCAACUAAUAUUAUCUCUAGGUUGCCUAAUAUUGGUGGUAAUCUUGGUUAUGGAAGACAGGAGGAUGCUCAUGAGUUUAUGAGGUUUGCCAUUGAUACAAUGCAAUCAGUCUGCCUUGACGAAUUUGGUGGUGAAAAGGCUGUCCCUCCUAGCUUACAAGAGACCACCAUUAUUCAACAUAUAUUUGGUGGUCACCUUCAAUCGCAGGUGAUAUGUACAGAAUGCAACAACAUAUCAAAUCAGUAUGAAAAUAUGAUGGAUCUGACUGUUGAAAUUCAUGGGGAGGCUGCAUCACUGGAGGAAUGCCUUGAUCAAUUUACAGUCAAGGAGUGGCUCCAUGGAGACAACAUGUACAAGUGCGACGGGUGCAAUGACUAUGUCAAGGCUUGGAAGCGUCUUACUGUUAAACGGGCUCCAAAUAUAUUAACAGUUGCAUUGAAAAGAUUUCAGAGUGGGAGGUUUGGGAAACUCAAUAAAAGAGUAACUUUCCCUGAGACUUUAGAUCUUAGCCCUUAUAUGAGUGAUGAUGGAGAUGGUACGGAUGUUUAUACGCUUUAUGCAGUCGUUGUCCAUGUGGAUAUGCUGAAUGCAUCAUUUUUUGGUCAUUAUAUCUGCUAUACCAAGGGUCUAUGCGGAAACUGGUAUAAACUGGAUGAUUGUAAGGUUACGAAAGUUGAAUUGGAGGAGGUACUUUCUCAAGGAGCAUAUAUGCUUUUAUACAGCAGGGAUAAGGCACGGUCUUCAUGUCUUCGAGCUCAGGAACCUUCAAAGGAUGAGCAGAAGAUGGCGAAUGGUGAAGUGGAGCUUAGCCCAAAUGAACAAAUUGAAUGUUCUCUCAGUGGUGAAUCUGUGUCAACUGAUGGUAGCCUGUGCCUGGAGACCGAUCUGAAAGAGUUACCGACUUGCAUAAACUCUGAAGCCGUAAGAGAACAUGACAAAGAUGAUGACGUGGCUGUUAUUGACUCAAUAUCAUCUGUUGCAAAGGAGGCUUCAGAUGGUGAAAGAGAGUUGUGCUUCGAAAUGAACCCCGGUGCUUCAGGACAAGAACAAGGGGGUAUAAAUAUCAAUAGUUGCAGAUCAUCUCCGUCCAUUUCAAAUGGUCCCGAGGGACCUUUUCCUAUUGCAGGAAAAGCCACCACUCUAAGAGAAGAAGACCUAGUUAACAUGGAUGUGACUACUCACCCGUCAUGUGAGGUUUUCAUGGACAAUAUAUCACCUUGCUUCGAGAAGGAUUUGUCCGUUUCUGAUAGGGAAGCUACACAAGAAGUUGCAGAGGAUACACGUAACGUAGGCUGUGAAUCUAGAUCAUUCAACGCAGAGGACGUGAAGAUUUACAGCAACGGCUACGCUUUUGAAGAUGAAAGCGCUUUGCAAGUUGAAAAUGACCAUAAACCUGAUUCGGAUUUGCAUUACUUGAAGCGUGGCACUAAUUUUCAGGAGGGAAAUGGAGUCAAGAGUGUAGAAAUAAUGGAGGAUGGUUCAUAAUAAUUAGGGUCUCACUUGUGAUUUAUUCAUAUUUAAUUUUUUAACACUCCCAUCAUCAUCGAAGAAAAAAAAAGGUUGAGUUGGGAAUUUUUGUCUGGGAUUUCAUUAUUUGUAGAAAUCCCAGACUCUACUUUAGCAUUUAUUAUUUGGGACUCCAGAACUUUAUUUAUUAAGAUGACAGAAUGCAAU
This is a messenger RNA of Morus notabilis, 2583 nucleotides long. Its product is annotated as ubiquitin carboxyl-terminal hydrolase 18. Gene Ontology annotation, biological process: protein deubiquitination. Gene Ontology annotation, cellular component: nucleus; cytosol. The transcript is spliced from 12 exons. The coding region runs from base 175 to 2394 and encodes 739 amino acids. Lineage: Eukaryota; Viridiplantae; Streptophyta; Magnoliopsida; Rosales; Moraceae. The record is from RefSeq and is a predicted model, not a curated record. Gene Ontology annotation, molecular function: cysteine-type deubiquitinase activity; cysteine-type endopeptidase activity.